CACUCUCUCUUUCCUGUUCCAUGGAGGCGUUGCAGGCGCUGCCACGCCAUGAGCUUCGGCAAGAGCUCCUCAGGUGCUGCCAUUCCAACGCGUGGGCGGACGCAGUUUUGGGCAGGAUGCCUUUCAAGUCCGAGGAGGAAGCUCAAGCGGCGAUGGAUGAUUGCUGGGCCAAGCUAUCGCCAGCGGAUUACUUGGAGGCGGUCGCGGCGCACCCGGCCAUCGGAGACAAGCAGGCGUUGCGGGACAAGUUCGCCCCUUCGAGGUCCGGGUGGGAAGACAAAGAACAAGCGGCAGCAGCAGGGGCGAGCGAGGCCGUCCUAGACGAGCUCUCCGAGCUGAACGAGGAAUACCGACAAAAGAAUGGUUUCGUUUUUCUUGUCUGCGCCUCGGGCAUGCCUGCAGACGCAAUUCUGGCCCUCCUGAAGGCGCGCUUGCCUAACGACAGGGAUACAGAGAUUCGAAACGCAGUCGAAGAACAACGCAAGAUCACUCAGCUUCGGUUUGCUCGACUCCUCAUGGAAAUCUCACCUCCUGCCAUCGCUGGGGGGGGCAGCGAUACAAAUAAAAGGUCAACACCCUCUGGUGGUUCGCGACUGUAGAAUAUCAUUCCUCUGUUAUUUUUUUUUUCUCGGUUGGCGGAUUCACGAGACUUUGUUCCCGCACGCCGUUUCUAUCCACACAUUUCACACGAACAGGUAUCUUGUACAGGGUGGCGGGGGCUAUGUUCUAGGCAGCAUAACAGUAUUCGCGUGUGUUUUUGAUGUCCUAUGAAUUGUGCCACGGUUCCAAACAACCCUGUUCGAGUAUCAAACAUGCUCGGGCAAGUUCCUGCUUUCGUGUACUCUGUAUGAUUUAUCGCCGUGGUUGGUGUAAAGAAACCUAGGGCAGAGGAACAAAGGCGCUGCUGGUGGUGACAGUGCUAGAGGGAUGGCGCGUGCUUCUCGGUUGAAUGUUUUGUCUAUAUAUCCGGGGAUGAUUCAAUGUUGGUUGGAUUAUCGUGUUCUUCCUUGAAGUUAGCAAGCAACGUUUUUGUAUCAUGUUUUUGGCCCUCCUUUCAUCGAUGUAUCUGCACGCACUUGCACCGUUCCGGCUGUGCUGCCGUCGCAGAUGAGACGAAAUACGUUCGAUGCCAAAGGCUGCCGCGGCUGAGUUUCGUACCUAAUAUUCUUCUCAAUAGCCGAGGAAUUGUUCUCUCCAGACCGCGUGGAUGACCUCUUGCUAGUGCGUCAGGUUAUUGUUCCCUCCAGUUCGGGUUAGAUAUAUUUAUGCUUGAACAUAAAUCCGACGAAACUAUGUAUGUUUGCUCGAAUUUCAAUCGCUUUUGCGGAUAACCUCUGGAGAAACCAAUACACCGUCAGCCGUCCUUUUUUUGGCGCUGUUGGCGUAACGUUCCGGUGUUUGUUGUGCCUUGGUCGUAGAUAGAUGCACAUUCGCCGCACCAGCAUCAGGCACCAAUAAGGAAAAUCUCAGGGUUCGCGCGCCGCGCAUUUGGCGGUGGUUGUCUUGUCGCUUGCUCUGCGC
This is a messenger RNA of Ectocarpus sp. CCAP 1310/34, 1521 nucleotides long. The record is from the annotation of a GenBank genome assembly. Lineage: Eukaryota; Phaeophyceae; Ectocarpales; Ectocarpaceae.